CAGCCGCUCGAAAAUUUAUGGGCGGACCGAAAGCACACCCAUAACAUGCCGUAACAAUGAGACACAGCAACCACACAAAUUUGCAACUCUGCCACUGCCAUGGUCGACUUCCCCAAAUCUCUCUCUCCGAAGCGAGUCCUGAAGCUCCUCAAAGCCGAGAAGAACCCUCAUUCCGCACUCGCCCUGCUCGACUCAGCGACCCGCCACCCGAACUACAACCACUCCUCCGACGUCUUCCACCACAUCCUCCGCCGGCUCGUCGACCCGAAGCUCGUUGUCCACGUCGAGCGGGUCGUCGAGCUGAUUCGGACCCAGAAAUGCAAGUGCCCCGAGGACGUGGCAUUGACGGUGAUCAAAGCGUAUACGAAAUACUCCAUGCCCGAUAAAGCGUUGGCCGUGUUUCAGCAAAUGGAAGAGAUUUUUGGGUGUGCGCCCGGCGUAAGGUCGUACAAUUCGCUGCUGAAUGCGUUCAUUGAGUCUAACCAAUGGGACCGAGCUGAGAAAUUUUUUGCUUAUUUCGAAACGGUGGGUUUGGAGCCAAAUUUGCAGACUUAUAAUGUUCUGAUCAAGAUUUCGGGCAAGAAGAAGCAGUUUGAGAAGGCUAAAGGGUUGCUGAAUUGGAUGUGGGAAAAGGGUUUGGAGCCUGAUGUGUUUAGUUAUGGGACUUUGAUCAACGGGCUUGCGAAAGGUGGGAACUUGAGUGAUGCAUUGGAGGUGUUUGAUGAAAUGCUUGAGAGAGGGGUUGGUCCUGAUGUGAUGUGUUAUAAUAUUUUGAUUGAUGGGUUUUUCCGGAAAGGCGAUAGUGUGAGUGCUAAUGAGAUUUGGGAGAGGUUGGUGAAGGACUCAGAGGUUUAUCCUAAUAUUGUUACUUAUAAUGUUAUGAUCAAUGGUUUGUGUAAAUGUGGGAAGUUCAAUGAGAGUUUAGAGAUAUGGAAUAGGAUGAAGACAAAUGAUCGAGGACCUGACUUGUAUACUUGUAGUUCUUUGAUUCAUGGGUUGUGCAAAGCAGGGAAUGUGGAUGGGGCUGAGAGAGUUUAUAAAGAGAUGGUUGAUAAAGGGGUAGUUCCGGAUGUGGUUGUCUAUAAUGCAAUGCUCAAUGGGUUCUGUCGGGCAGGGAAGACUAAAGAGUGCUUUGAGUUGUGGGACGUGAUGGAGAAGUGUGGUUGUCGUAAUGUUGUGAGUUAUAACACAUUGAUUAGAGGGUUGUUUGAAAACGAGAAUGUUGAUGAAGCAAUUUCUGUCUGGGGACUAAUGCGUGAUAAGGCUUGUGUUGCAGAUGCCACAACCUAUGGAGUGUUAAUCCAUGGACUGUGUAAAAAUGGGUAUUUAAACAAGGCUUUGCAGAUUUUAAAAGAGGCAGAAAACACAGGAGCUGAUCUGGAUGCCUUUGCGUAUUCGUCAAUGAUUAAUGGGUUAUGCAAGGAAGGGAUACUAGAUGAAGCAGCCAGGCUAGUAGGUAAGAUGGAUAAGUGUGGCUAUGAACCAAAUUCUCAUGUUUGCAAUGCAUUGAUAUACGGGUAUAUCCAAGCUUCCAAACUUGAAGAUGCCAUUUUGUUUUUUAGAGGAAUGUGCACUAAGUUUUGCUCUCCAAAUGUUAUCUCCUACAAUACUCUCAUAAAUGGUUUAUGCAAGGCAGAAAGAUUUAGUGACGCAUAUGUGUUUGUGAGGGAAAUGCUGGAAAAAGGAUGGAAGCCGGAUGUGAUCACAUAUAGCUUGUUAAUGGAUGGCCUUUGUCAAGGCAAAAAGAUUGACAUGGCCCUCAACGUGUGGCAUCAAGCCCUUGACAAGGGUUUCGAGCCUGAUGUAACUAUGCAUAACAUUAUAAUUCAUGGUCUUUGCUCUGCAGGCAAGGCUGAAGAUGCUUUGCAGCUUUAUUUUCAGAUGGGGCGUUGGAACUGCGUUCCAAAUCUUGUAACCUACAACACCCUAAUGGAGGGUUUUUACAAAAUUACAGACUGUGAAAAGGCAUCAGAAAUUUGGGCCCGCCUUCUAAAAGACGGACUACAACCAGAUAUCAUCACCUAUAAUGUUACUCUCAAAGGGUUUUGUUCAUGCAGUAGAAUAUCAGAUGCCAUUAGGUUUUUAGAAAAGGCUUUACAUCUUGGAAUUCUUCCAACUUCCAUUACGUGGUACAUACUUGUUAGGGCAGUGCUCAACAAUGGGACCACUUCAAACUCUUCUUGGGUAUAAAUUAGCGCGGAAGCAAGUUUUAUCUCCUGUUGCUUUUCUU
Messenger RNA from Pyrus x bretschneideri (Chinese white pear), 2230 nucleotides. RefSeq names its product pentatricopeptide repeat-containing protein At3g09060. The transcript has a single exon. NCBI's taxonomy places the organism in Eukaryota, Viridiplantae, Streptophyta, Magnoliopsida, Rosales, Rosaceae. Gene Ontology annotation, molecular function: protein binding. Bases 100 to 2190 code for a protein of 696 amino acids. The record is from RefSeq and is a predicted model, not a curated record.